Molecule: messenger RNA, 2871 nt
Organism: Exophiala spinifera
Lineage: Eukaryota; Fungi; Ascomycota; Eurotiomycetes; Chaetothyriales; Herpotrichiellaceae
Exons: 2
Coding region: 1-2871 (956 amino acids)
Cellular component (GO): cytoplasm
Molecular function (GO): metal ion binding; glycerophospholipase activity
Source: RefSeq, a predicted model, not a curated record
AUGGCCGAGUCAUCGAGACCAGCUUCGUCGUUCCUAGGCUCAAUUACCUCUUGGAGCAGAAGUAGUACCCCUCCUCCAAGGUCUCCCCUUCCAAAAUCAAGCGAAGAACCUCCGGGGUUGAAACAGUCGACAGGUCUCGACCAUACCAUCAACCUCCGGCCGUCGCCCAGUCUCCGCAGGUAUCCGAAGGACUGUCCUCCGCUCAAGACGCGAUGGUUCUAUGCAGUUGAUGUGGCUAAAAGGAAGCCUUUCGCGGCAGAGACGAAAUCUGAGGAAAAGGCAAAACCUCCACAGGUUCCGAAGAAGUUGGUGCCGUUUUCGGCAUCUGACUCAGCAGCUAUCGAGAAGGCUUUUCAGUCGCUGGAUAGCGACGAGGAAGCCCAGCGUGACAGCUCCGGGAUUACCAGCACAAAGGUUCCUGUUAACGAAGACUAUCUUUUCGAUGUCCACAUCGAAAAGCGAGAACUUGAGCCUGCCUAUUGGCUUGGUCCGGUAUACGAAGUCCGCCGAGGAAGCUGGUUCUACAGCGAUGGUUCAUCUUUGAAGCCAUGCGAUGAGAAUCUUGCCAAUCAACUUGAAGAAGGUUACUUGAAGGUUGCUCCCUGGAGAAGGAUAGGCUUAACGGGACAACGAUCUACCUCUCAACCAAGGAGCAGACCCGCUUCUGCAGUAUUUGAUGGAACAGCUCAUUCAGCAGAACCCUCCCAAGAUGAGAAUCAAUCUACCGCUUCCAACACUUAUCGGCUUUUCGGCUCACACAUGAACACAACUGUGACCUAUCAAGAUGCCACCGUGGCAUAUCUAUCUACUGACGACUUCCUGUCACGGAUGAGCAAUACGGUCUACGGCCGAUUCGUUGGCUAUGGUGGAACGAAAGUCGUCCGUGGCUGGACAGAUCUAAAGGUUGUUGACGGCAAGUCUACCGAUACAAAGGUCGACUCCAAGGCUACCGAUGGCACCAGUACGAAAGAGAAACGCCGGUCUGCCAAAAUCCCAUCAGAAGCGAUUCCAGUAGUUGAUGAAAAUGUGGAACAAGAACCCGAGAGACCUCGUCGGACUGCUCUUGAGCGACAAUUAUCAUCCUUAGCUGGGAUGCCGGACUCUCAAGACUCACAAAGACAGGCUGAAGAAGAUGCUCGGGAAGAGGAAGAACGGGAAAUGGAGGAUGCACGAGAGAAGGAUGGUGAGGAUCAAGCUCGACAGAUUGACCACCUGGUUCUCGUUACGCAUGGCAUUGGGCAACGCCUCGGCCUAAGAUUGGACAGUAUCAACUUCAUACACGACGUCAAUACACUUCGAAAGAGUAUGAAGGCAGUCUUUGGAUCAGCCCCUGACUUGCAGGCCUUAAGCGGAGAUCCUAAGAAUUGCAGAGUUCAGGUGUUACCGGUCUGUUGGCGUCACCUUCUGGACUUCCCCAAGCAGAGUCUAAAGCAGAAUCGCAAAGAAUUCGAUCUUGGGGAUGCUGAUGAUGACUUCGAUGAUGAAUACCCUUCCUUGCAAGAUAUCACCGUCGAAGGAGUGCCAGCUGUCCGAAAUCUGAUCACAGACCUUGCCAUGGAUGUCCUCUUAUACCAAAGCGCAUAUCGAGAACAUAUCGCGUCCAUCGUACAGAAAGAAGCAAAUCGAGUUUAUCAGCUAUUCAAACAGCGAACAGGAUUUUUUGGUAAGGUCAGCUUCUGUGGUCACUCGCUCGGCAGUGCCAUUUUGUUCGAUAUUCUCUGUCGGCAGGAAGAAGCCAGUAAAACAAGGCCGCGACGGGUAUCCAGCAAAACGUCGAGAGAGUUCAAUGUGGAACAAAAGGAUCUCAAGCUUGACUUCGAUGUGGAAAAUUUCUUUUGCAUUGGAUCACCCAUUGCCCUUUUUCAAAUGCUAAAGGGAAGAACAAUUGCCGCUCGAUCCACCUUGGGCAUAACUACUUUUGGUGCAGGUGCUGUACCUACUUCUCCCUUUGACCCGGAUCCGAUGCUAAACGAUCCGUUUGACAACUCACUGAAACCGCCGGGUGCCGGGGCCGCGAGGGACAUUAUACCGAUCAGCACGUCAUCUCCCAAGUGCAAUGAACUCUUCAAUAUAUUCCAUCCUACAGAUCCGAUAGCCUACCGAAUGGAGCCACUCAUAUCUCCAGCGAUGGCACAGCUGAAAUCCCAGCCUCUCCCAUAUACCAAGAAAGGUCUGUUUGCAGCACCCGGCAUAGCGAAUGUCACGGCUCGUAUGGGUCAACAAGUCAUGUCGAGCUGGUACAACCUCACAUCCGGGGUCGCGUCAAGUUUGAUCAAUAGGAGUCUUGGGAUUACAGGUGAAGAACAAGCCCUGCCUCAAGAUAAAGGAAAAGCGUCCGGUGGAGUAACGGCGGCUCCUACACCGACACCAGCAAGCGUACAAAACCUGCCUAUUGCAAGCGACAAGAGACAGCAAGAGCUGGCAAACAUGGCCAAGUCUGCGUCUCCGACUGAACAAGCGCCGACACUGAUCGAUUCGGAAAUUGAGACACUCUACUCUGGGUUUCAGAAACGUCGCCGGUCACAUGCUUCCACCGAGGGUGGCGAGGAGGGUUCAUCAGGUCAAUCUACUGCUGCCGCUGAUGCUGCUGCUUCCGAAUACCACUUGUCCCAAGAAAGGGCUCGGAAACUGAAGCGUGAAGAGAUGAAAGUCAGGGCUUUGAACAGCAACGGUCGCGUCGACUAUCACAUCCAAGAAGGCAUGUUCGACGUUUCGUUGCUAGCCAGCAUUGCGAGUCAUUUGAGUUACUGGGCAGACGAGGACGUCAAUCAUUUUAUGAUUGGCCAAAUGUUGAAGACGAGGAGACACGACAAUACCAGCCUCAGCACUACCGCCUCCAUCAGAGGACGAGAUGGGCGUUCGUCAUGGUGA